Molecule: messenger RNA, 3363 nt
Organism: Pleuronectes platessa (European plaice)
Lineage: Eukaryota; Metazoa; Chordata; Actinopteri; Pleuronectiformes; Pleuronectidae
Product: excitatory amino acid transporter 1
Exons: 10
Coding region: 1610-3190 (526 amino acids)
Biological process (GO): L-glutamate import across plasma membrane; D-aspartate import across plasma membrane; L-aspartate import across plasma membrane
Cellular component (GO): plasma membrane
Molecular function (GO): neutral L-amino acid transmembrane transporter activity; L-glutamate transmembrane transporter activity; glutamate:sodium symporter activity
Source: RefSeq, a predicted model, not a curated record
UUUUUUAAAUAAAGGGAAUUAUAACGAGCACAGACAAACAACAGCUUAGGUUCUUAGACGACUUAAAUGUGAACCUCAGGAAACCUCGUGGGCUGACGUGGCCUGUAAUCCUGCAGGAUUUACUCUGAACUGAACCACAUCACAUGUGCUGGGAGUCACUGGGUCCAACUCAGACCGGCUCCUCUGCUCGUUCAGUGGUUUGUGUUGUUUGAUUAUUUGAAGGUUUAUUAUGAAUUUGCAGCAGAGCAGUCUGUGGACAUCACGUGUUAACGUCCAGUCUGUGAGAAGAAGCAAAGUCUGACUUGUGACCCGCGGCCAUGGAACAGGUUUCUAGGCUCCUGCAGAAAUACCAGCUUCGCCUCGACAAGUCUGUUUGUCAAGUUUCAUUCCAAAGUGACACGGAAAUGAUUUGAAACAAAACAAAAGUGAAUUUUCAGUUAACUUCUACAAAUGACUGUUGUUCUUAUUGUUUAGCUGAACUUUAUUUCAGACUCAUUGGUUCAUAUCAGUAUAAGAGUUAAAAAUAAACAGAACAAUAAUAUAGAAAUGAUUAUCAAACUGUACAAAUCCACAGGGAUUAAAACACAUUCACACAUUUGCUCCAGAUGAUGACUCGUCUCAGGAACUGAGGAGUCAGUUAAUCAAUAAAUACGUUAAAAUGAAGUUAUGUGAAAUCAUUUAUUCACACGACAAACGACCUGUGACAGAAACUGUUUCUCUCAUCAGUGUCUGGAGCUGAUGAACUGGAUUGUUUCAUAAAGAAUCUGAUAAUUGGGAUUAUAAACUUUUAUCUUCAUGCAGCUCAUCAACUCAUCAACUCCAGGCAGAAAUAAACUCAAAGUUCUAAACUAAAGAAAAAUCCUCAAAACGUUCCGACACCAAUCAGCUCAUGAGAUGGUUUCCUCCACUGAGACCGAAACCAGGGGACGGUGUUUGUGAGGAGAAUGUGACCUGGUUAGAGGAGUUCUCUCCUCUAAUUAUAUUCCACAUCACCAGGGAAUAUGUUUCCAUACAGUGAGGUCACUUAUUACAGUUCCACUUUUUUCAGCUAAUUGUGGUGUCACUCACUCUGUGGAAUUCCCUUAAACUAUAACACUUCCCCGGGGAGAUGAUGUGUAUCACUUUCACUUGUUUCAAUGUGAGUCUCCACAUGUACACACUCCAUGAAACCAAUCACAGAAUAAAAGGAAUAAAAAGUAAAGAACGAUUAAGAGAAUAAAUGAAGAGAGGAAGAGAUUAAAGUGAGAUCGAGUUUUAGAUUUUUAUUCCAAAUGCAAAUAUGACGAUUUUCAUAAAAACGCUCAACAAAGUUUCUCAUGCAUCUGGAUUCUUCCUGAAACUGUGUCACAGGGUUAACAGUCUCAUUCUGGGACAACCACUUUCUAAUUGGUCCUCUCAGUCUCCCCCCUCCCUCUCUGUCUCUCCUCUGGAUGUCUCCCCUCCCUUCUCUUCCAUUCACAGUGUAGGAGCAGGAGAUCACUCUGUCCUGGACACUCUGAGUUCUCCAUCUCCAUCUCCGUCCUCCUGACUCCAGCAGGACCCUGCAGCUGCUUCUCGGGUCGAGCGUCCACAGAGUUUCCUGCAGAGCGAAGUUCAACCUGAAGAGAGGAUGCAGCGAUUCAGGGAAGGAGUUCACAUCCGCACCAUGAAGGCCAAGAGGAAAGUGGAGGAGGUCUCUAAAGAGGACGUCCAGGCUUUCCUGAAGAAGAACGCCUUCGUGCUCUUCACCGUGGGGGCAGUGGUUGUGGGUGUCGUUCUGGGGUUUGCGCUGCGACCUUACAAGAUGACCUAUCGAGAAGUGAAGUACUUCUCCUUCCCUGGAGAGCUGCUGAUGAGGAUGCUUCAGAUGCUGGUGCUGCCCUUACUGGUUUCCAGUCUAAUAACAGGAAUGGCAGCUUUAGACAGCAAAGCCUCGGGGAAGAUGGGCAUGAGAGCCGUGAUCUACUACAUGACCACGACCUUCAUCGCAGUCUUCGUCGGCAUCAUCAUCGUCCUCAUCAUCCAUCCAGGAAAAGGAUCCAAAGAAGAGUUUGGAAAGCAGCAGAAGAUUGAGCAAGUCAGUCCAGUUGACGCCUUCUUAGAUCUGAUCAGGAACAUGUUUCCACCGAACCUGGUCCAAGCCUGCACCCAGCAGUUCAAAACCAAGUACGGGAAGCGAGUUGUCCAUGUGACCGUGACGGUGAACGACAGCCUCUUCAACUCCACCAAUGGCAGCCAGGAGGUCAUGGAGUUCACCCGGGAGGAGGUGAUCCCGGUGCCGGGCCAGGUGAACGGGGUCAACGCCCUCGGGCUGGUGGUCUUCUCCAUGUGCUUCGGGCUGAUCAUCGGCAACAUGAAGGAGCAGGGCCAGGUCCUCAGGGACUUCUUCGACAGCCUCAACGAGGCGAUCAUGCGCCUGGUGGCCAUCAUCAUGUGGUAUUGCCCGGUUGGUAUCCUGUUCCUCAUCGCAGGAAAGAUCGUGGAGAUGGACGACCUGACCCAGAUGGGAGGCCAGCUGGGCAUGUACACCAUCACGGUCAUCAUCGGCCUACUGAUCCACGGCGUGCUGAUCCUUCCCACUCUGUACUUUGUCAUCACUCGGCAGAACCCCUUCAUCUUCAUCGCUGGGCUGCUGCAGGCGCUGGUCACGGCCCUGGGGACGUCCUCCAGCUCAGCCACUCUGCCCGUCACCUUCAAAUGUCUGGAGGAGAACAACAAGAUCGACAAGAGAAUCACACGCUUCGUGCUGCCGGUGGGCGCCACCAUCAACAUGGACGGGACCGCGCUGUACGAAGCUCUGGCGGCCAUCUUUAUUGCUCAGGUUAACAACAUGGAGAUGAACUUUGGUCAGAUCCUCACAAUAAGCAUCACAGCGACAGCCGCGAGCAUCGGAGCCGCCGGGAUCCCCCAGGCCGGCCUGGUCACCAUGGUCAUCGUCCUGACCUCUGUCGGACUCCCGACUGAUGACAUCACUCUCAUCAUCGCAGUCGAUUGGUUUCUGGAUCGUCUGCGCACCACCACCAACGUCCUGGGGGACUCGAUCGGCGCCGGCAUCGUGGAGUUCCUGUCCCGGCACGAGCUCCGCUGCAAAGACGUGGAGAUGGGCAACUCGGUGCUGGAGGAGAAGGAGAGGAAGAAACCGUACAAGCUCAUCUCCCAGGAUAGUGAUUUAGAAAAUGAUAAACGUGCUCACAGCGAGUCCCACAUGUAGUCCAGACUCUGUCCCGUCUGUCCCGUCUGUCCACACGUCCACACGUCCUGCAGCUGGUUCCCUUCAUUCAUGCUCAGCGUUAAUAUGGAAACUUACAGAACCUUCUGUUCGUUCUCUGCCUUCAUUUCAUCCGUGUUGUGCAGAUCUUCUGAACGUUUCCGAAACAAGCGAAA